Molecule: messenger RNA, 918 nt
Organism: Peronospora belbahrii
Lineage: Eukaryota; Oomycota; Peronosporomycetes; Peronosporales; Peronosporaceae
Source: the annotation of a GenBank genome assembly
AUGGAAUUGCAAGAUCUAGUUGGGCGCCCAUUGGUGCCAUUCUUUGACAGUGAAGAAAAAGUGAAUGAUUUGCUCCAAUUUCCAGAGGGAGGAGAUAAGCGGGAGGAGAUAAAGGUUGAUGCACGCGUUUGGGAUAAGAAUCUCGGCUACUUUGUAUACCCGUCAGACCAGCAGAUGACAACGUCCACACUUGUGAAUAUUGCAGUAAAAAGUCGAGAAUCGAGGACGGACAGUGGCAGUAAACUGUUGCUCACGCCAUCCAUGAUGCUAUCAAGCGGUGUACCAGUCAACUCGUCAGCUUUCGAUGAGAGUGACAGAAGAUCUAUCACAGAUAGCGCCAGACCGCACAGCAGCUCAGUAAAGCGGGGUUUGAAGCCAAAAACAACUCGAUCCAGUACGCUUGGACGGCGACGGAAGGAAAGUGAAGGAGGAGCGGAGGACGUGUCGACAGCAAAUGCUUGGUCAAAGAAGGGGAAAAAUAAGGGAAGUAACACGAACAGCAAUGGCGCGCAAUGCAGCAAUAAUCAGCAGUCGCGUAAUGGUAAGCAAAAAGAGCAGCUGUCAGCCUCAGGCAAGUGGGCUUGGUCAGCUUUUCAGUCAUCACCUGACCCGACUGAGCUCCCACUGCCACCGUUCCUCAUUAAAACGAUCGGAUGCUUGAGCAACGGGAAUGAAUCGUUUCCUACCGUGACGUCACCAGCACUCUCACCACCGCGACCGCCUCCUACAAAGGCACCUCAGCUUGUAUUGCCAGCGGUACCACCGAUGCCGACGGCGCCUCCGGAAUUGGCAGCGCCUCCGGAAGCGACAGCGCCAGAUACGAUAUCGGUAGAGUUAUCGAUGACUCAAGAUCUUCGAAAAAUGUUGAAUAUCGGGGAUCAAGGAGAGAGUGGACACUGUUUGCCACCUUUACAAUGA